Molecule: messenger RNA, 1353 nt
Organism: Brugia malayi
Lineage: Eukaryota; Metazoa; Nematoda; Chromadorea; Rhabditida; Onchocercidae
Gene: Bma-fce-1
Product: Peptidase family M48 containing protein
Exons: 10
Coding region: 1-1353 (450 amino acids)
Biological process (GO): CAAX-box protein processing
Cellular component (GO): endoplasmic reticulum membrane
Molecular function (GO): metalloendopeptidase activity
Source: RefSeq, a predicted model, not a curated record
AUGUUUUGGUUGAUCAUAUUUAUCACAUGGUCAAUAUUCUUUUGGGAUUUCUAUCUUUCUAUACGACAGUAUCGUGUCCAUCGUGAUGCAGUGAAAAGGCCAGAUGAAGUGAGCGAAAUAAUGAGUGAAGAAGAAUAUCGAAAAGCUCGGAUAUAUAGACUUGACAAACAUCACUUUUCUUUCGUCUACUCUAUAUAUUCGCAGCUAGAGUUAAUGGUUAUUCUGAUAUUCUAUUUACCUCAAAUUUUAUGGAGCAAAAGUGGAAAUUUCAAUCUGAGAUUUGGGUUUACAAGCGAAAUUGCACAGACAAUAACCUUUAUAUCAUUAGUAUCAAUUAUCGAAUGUCUAAUGAGUAUACCAUGGCAGCUUUACGAUACAUUCGUAAUUGAGGAGAAGCACGGGUUUAAUAAACAGACAUUGGGUUUUUUCCUAAAAGAUAAAACUAAAAAGACGAUAAUAUCAUUAUUCUUAAUGGCACCGAUAGUAGCUGCAAUUGUCUAUAUUGUGGAACGUGGAGGACCAUAUUUCUUCCUUUAUAUUUGGAUUUUCCUCUCAGUUGUCAUUUUUCUUUUGAUGACGGUUUAUCCUGAAUUCAUAGCGCCUUUAUUCGACAAAUAUGUUCCACUUCCUGAGAGUGAACUGAAACAAAAAAUCGAGAAACUUGCUAGAAGUCUAAAUUUCCCACUGAAGAAGUUACUCGUUGUAUAUGGUUCAAAACGAUCAGCACAUAGUAACGCUUAUUUGUACGGUUUCUGGAAUAAUAAACGUAUCGUACUUUAUGACACGCUAUUUGGUGAAGAAAUGAGAGCAAAAUUAAAGGAAACUGCUUGCUUCCCUACAGAAAAUGAGGAGAAAAGCUAUGAUAAGGGCGAUGAGGAAAUAAAGGAACGCAAAUUAGGUAUGCAAGACGAUGAAGUUUUAGCCGUGCUAGGCCAUGAAUUUGGACAUUGGGCUUUAUGGCAUGCAGUUAUCCAGCUCUUCUUUGCUGAGAUAAAUUUGUUGCUGCUACUUGCUAUAUUUGCGAAGUUCUAUCAAUCUACUUCACUUUUCCAUGCAUUUGGUUUCUAUGAUUCAAAACCAAUAAUUAUCGGAUUUAUGAUCGUUUUCCAGUACAUCACAGCUCCUUAUAAUGAAUUGUUCUCAUUUCUAGCGACGAUAAUGUCGAGACGUUUGGAAUUUGCUGCGGACCAUUUCUCAGAGAAACUUGGUUAUGGAUAUGAAUUGCGUAAAGCAUUAAUUAAACUUGGCAAGGAUAACUUGGUUUUACCAAUUGAUGAUCCGCUCUAUUCGAUGUUUAAUCAUUCACAUCCACCAGUACUAGAACGAAUUGCUGCACUCAAAAAAGUUAAAUGA